AUGCCAGAACCCGGGAAGAAGCCAGUCUCAGCCUUCAGCAAGAAGCCACGGUCUGCGGAGGUGGCCACAGGCAGCUCUGCCAAGUUCGAGGCGGAAACAGAGCGGGCAGGAGUGAAGGUGCGCUGGCAGCGGGAGGGCAGUGACAUCAGCGGCAGUGAGAAGUACAGCCUGACAUCGGAAGGCAUGCGGCACACACUGACCGUGCAUGACGUGGGCCCUGCAGAUCAGGGGACCUAUGCGGUCAUUGCUGGCUCCUCCAAGGUCAAGUUUGACCUCAAAGUCAUAGAGGCAGAGAAGGCAGAGCAACCACCAGCCCCUGCCCCAGAUCCUACCCCAGCCCCUGCUGAGGCCCCUGGAGGCCCUGGAGCCUUGGCCCCAGCCACCGAGGAGCAAGGAGGCUCCCCAGGACCUGCAGGCUCCAGCUCAGAACCCCCUGAUGGCACUGGGUCCCCUGGAGCUUCUGGUGACCCCAUUGGUCUCUUCGUGAUGCGACCACAAGACGGCGAGGUGACCAUGGGCGGCAGCAUCACCUUCUCCGCUCGGGUGGCCGGGGCCAGCCUGCUGAAGCCGCCAGUGGUCAAGUGGUUCAAAGGCAAGUGGAUGGAUCUGAGCAGCAAGGUGGGCCAGCACCUGCAGCUGCACGACAGCUAUGACCGGGCCAGCAAGAUCUACCUGUUUGAGCUACACAUCACCGAUGCCCAGGCUGCCUCUGCCGGUGGUUACCGUUGUGAAGUGUCUACCAAGGACAAGUUCGACAGCUGCAACUUUAACCUCACUGUCCACGAGGCCAUUGGGCCUGGAGACCUGGACCUCCGAUCUGCUUUCCGCCGUCCAAGCGUGGCUGGAGGUGGUCGGCGGACCAGUGAUGGCCACGAGGAUGCGGGAACUCUGGACUUCAGCUCUCUGCUAAAGAAGAGCAGCAGCUUCCGGACCCCGAGAGACUCGAAGCUGGACGCCCCAGCCGAGGAGGACGUGUGGGAGAUCCUGCGGCAGGCGCCCCCCUCCGAGUAUGAGCGCAUCGCCUUCCAGCACGGGGUCACCGACCUGAGGGGCAUGCUCAAGAGACUCAAGGCCAUGAAGCACGAUGAGAAGAAGAGCACAGUCUUUCAGAAGAAGCUGGAACCAGCCUACCAGGUGAGCAAAGGCCACAAGAUCCGGCUGGCCGUGGAACUGGCGGACCCCGACGCUGAGGUCAAAUGGCUCAAGAAUGGACAGGAGAUCCAGAUGAGUGGCAGCAAGUACAUCUUCGAGUCCAUAGGCAACAAACGAACGCUGACCAUCAGUCAGUGCUCGCUGGCCGACGACGCGGCCUACCAGUGUGUGGUGGGCGGUGAGAAGUGCAGCACGGAGCUGUUCGUCAAAGAGCCCCCCGUCCUCAUCACCCGUGCUCUGGAGGACCAGCUGGUGAUGGUGGGGCAGCGGGCAGAGUUUGAGUGUGAGGUGUCCGAGGAGGGGGCCCAGGUCAAAUGGCUGAAAGACGGGGUGGAGCUGACCCGGGAGGAGACCUUCAAGUACCGCUUCAAGAAGGACGGGCGGCGUCACCACCUGAUCAUCAACGAGGCCACGCUGGAGGACGCGGGGCACUACGCACUGCGCACCAGCGGGGGCCAGGCGUUGGCCGAGCUCAUCGUGCAGGAGAAGAAGCUGGAGGUGUACCAGAGCAUCGCAGACCUGACCGUGGGCGCAAAGGACCAGGCCGUGUUCAAGUGCGAGGUGUCAGAUGAGAACGUGCGAGGCGUGUGGCUGAAGAACGGGAAGGAGCUGGUGCCCGACAACCGCAUCAAAGUGUCCCACAUUGGGCGGGUCCACAAGCUGACCAUUGACGACGUCACGCCUGCAGACGAGGCUGACUACAGCUUCGUGCCCGAGGGCUUUGCCUGCAACCUGUCUGCCAAGCUCCACUUCAUGGAGGUCAAGAUUGACUUUGUGCCCAGGCAGGAACCCCCCAAGAUCCACCUGGACUGCCCUGGUCGCACGCCAGACACCAUCAUCGUCGUAGCUGGGAACAAGCUUCGCCUGGAUGUACCCAUCUCCGGGGACCCUGCUCCCACUGUGAUCUGGCAGAAGGUCAUCACACAGGGGAAAAAGGCCCCAGCCAAGCCCACCCUAGAUGCCACAGAGGACACAGAUGCCAGCGAAGAGUGGGUGUUUGACAAGAAGCUGCUGUGUGAGACUGAGGGCCGAGUCCGCGUGGAGACCACCAAAGACCGCAGCAUCUUCACCGUGGAGGGGGCAGAGAAGGAAGAUGAGGGUGUCUACUCCGUCACAGUGAAGAACCCCGUGGGGGAGGACCAGGUCAACCUCACUGUCAAGGUCAUCGAUGUGCCGGAUCCCCCCGCGGCCCCCAAGAUCAGCAACGUGGGGGAGGACUCCUGCACCGUGCAGUGGGAGCCACCGGCCUACGACGGGGGUCAGCCCAUCCUGGGCUACAUCCUGGAGCGAAAGAAGAAGAAGAGCUACCGGUGGAUGCGGCUGCACUUCGACCUGCUGCGGGAGCUGACGCACGAGGCGCGGCGCAUGAUCGAGGGCGUCGUGUACGAGAUGCGUGUGUACGCUGUCAACGCCAUCGGCAUGUCCAGGCCCAGCCCAGCCUCCCAGCCCUUCAUGCCCGUUGGCCCCCCCAGCGAGCCCACCCACCUGGCUGUGGAGGAUGUCUCAGACACCACUGUCUCCCUCAAGUGGCGGCCCCCGGAGCGUGUGGGGGCAGGUGGCCUGGACGGCUACAGCGUGGAGUACUGUCAGGAGGGCAGUUUCGAGUGGGUGGCUGCCCUGCAGGGGCUGACAGAGCGCACGUCCAUGCUGGUGAAGGACCUGCCCACAGGCGCCCGGCUUCUCUUCCGUGUGAGGGCUCACAACGUGGCCGGGUCGGGGCCCCCUGUUAUCACCAAGGAGCCUGUGACGGUGCAGGAGAUACUGCAGAGGCCACGACUCAGGCUGCCCAGGCACCUACGUCAGACCAUCCAGAGGAAGGUCGGGGAGCCUGUGAACCUCCUUAUUCCUUUCCAGGGCAAGCCCCGGCCUCAGGUCACCUGGACCAAAGAGGGACAACCGCUGGCAGGCGAGGAGGUGAGCAUCCGUAACAGCCCCACAGACACCAUCCUGUUCAUCCGGGCCGCCCGUCGCAUCCACUCGGGCACCUACGAGGUGUCAGUGCGCAUUGAGAACAUGGAGGACAAGGCCACGCUGGUCCUGCAGAUCAUCGACAAGCCCAGUCCACCCCAGGACAUCCGGGUCAUGGAGGCUUGGGGUUUUAAUGUGGCUCUGGAGUGGAAGCCCCCCCAGGAUGAUGGCAACACCGAGAUCUGGGGUUACACAGUGCAGAAAGCCGACAAGAAGACAAUGGAGUGGUUCACAGUCUUGGAGCACUACCGCCGCACACAAUGUGUGGUAUCUGAGCUCAUCAUCGGCAAUGGCUACUACUUCCGGGUCUUCAGCCAUAACUUGGUGGGUCCCAGUGACACAGCUGCCACCACCAAGGAGCCCAUCUUCAUCCCCAGACCAGGCAUUACAUACCAGCCACCCAGCUAUAAGGCCCUGGACUUCUCCGAGGCCCCAAGCUUCACCCGACCCCUCGUCAACCGGUCAGUCAUCGCGGGCUACAAUGCUGUCCUCUGUUGUGCUGUCCGGGGCAGCCCCAAGCCCAAGAUUUCCUGGUUCAAGAACGGUCUGGACCUGGGUGAGGACGCCCGCUUCCGCAUGUUCUGCAAGCAGGGCGUGCUGACCCUGGAGAUCCGCAAACCCUGCCCCUUUGACGGGGGUGUCUAUGUCUGCCGAGCCACCAACUUGCAAGGCGAAGCUCAGUGUGAGUGCCGCCUGGAGGUGCGAGGUGAGCAGGGCCCAAGCCCUGGAGGGGAGCUGGGUGCCCCCAGACUCUGCCCUGCUGUCCCAACCUGCUCUGAGCAUGGCCCUGGGAGGACCCACUGGGUCCUGGAUUCUGGGCUCACCACUGAGGUGCCCCCUUAG
Elephantulus edwardii (Cape elephant shrew) is the source of this 3963-nucleotide messenger RNA. It is a transcript of the gene MYBPC3, whose product is annotated as myosin binding protein C, cardiac. The transcript has 32 exons. The coding region runs from base 1 to 3963 and encodes 1320 amino acids. Gene Ontology annotation, molecular function: protein binding. The record is from RefSeq and is a predicted model, not a curated record. Lineage: Eukaryota; Metazoa; Chordata; Mammalia; Macroscelidea; Macroscelididae.